Molecule: messenger RNA, 3817 nt
Organism: Phlebotomus papatasi
Lineage: Eukaryota; Metazoa; Arthropoda; Insecta; Diptera; Psychodidae
Gene: Smurf
Product: E3 ubiquitin-protein ligase Smurf1
Exons: 8
Coding region: 207-3308 (1033 amino acids)
Biological process (GO): ubiquitin-dependent protein catabolic process; negative regulation of BMP signaling pathway
Molecular function (GO): ubiquitin-protein transferase activity; protein binding
Source: RefSeq, a predicted model, not a curated record
CAGCUCCCCUAUUUCCGGCAUUAGAAGUAAAAAAAAAAAGAUGUAAAAUGGAAUCACGAAUUUUUUCCCGUGCAACAAAUUCCACCCAAUUUUUCUGAAAAAUCACCCCAAAGACACUGAAGGGUGGCUUUCUGGGUGCCCGUGGACACUGUGUGUGGCACACAAAUGUGCAAUUUAGUGGGGAGUGUGGUGAAAAGUGCGACAAAAUGAAUAAAAUUGAGUAUUCUCGAAGGAGUCGAAAUGGCGCACAAAUAAUUCGACUAACAAUUCUGUGUGCCCGAAAUCUCGCACGAAAGGAAUUUCUCCGUCUUCCGGAUCCUUUUGCGAAGGUAUCUGUGGAUGGAACGGGUCAGGUGCACUCGACGGAGACGUGUAGGGCUAGCCUGGAUCCCAAGUGGAAUUCUCACUAUGAUUUGUAUUUGGGCAUUAAGGAUGCCAUCACGAUAUCCGUGUGGAAUUACAGGAAGAUCCACAAGAGGCAUGGAAGUGGUUUUCUGGGAUGUGUCAGGAUUCAGGCUGAGAUGAUCCAACGACUCAAGGAUAGUGGAUAUCAGCGCCUGGAUCUGGGCAAGAAUGCUCCGGAUGAUCAGGAACAGGUUAAGGGACAGAUAAUCAUUGCACUGACAUCGAGAGAUGCUCAGGGAAGCACUCCAUUGGCAAUUGUGUCUCCUGGUGGGGAUGUCCAUGGCCCGGCUGAGGAUACAGAGGGUCAAGUGACGAGUGUGCCAUCGAUCCAGGGCGGAGGGGGUGGUGGGGUUCCGGCCAAGAAGGCCCGUGAACCUGUGGAACCUCAGCCGGAACUGCCUGAGGGUUGGGAACUGAGGAAGACACUUCAGGGGCGAGUUUACUAUGUCAAUCACGUUACAAAGUCCACACAGUGGGAUAGACCAACGGCACCAGCCACAAAUGGCACAGUUGCUGUUCAGGUGGCUGACGAAGGUACUCCGGCGGGUCCCUCGCGCUCCGCCACAUGCACAAAUCUGACAAAUGGCGUCAGUGCAACGGCGGAAGCAUCGCGAAGGCAUUCACUGGAAGUGCUGCUGAAUCUGAAGAAUGAUCCGGUGCCACGUGACCAGAGGCACAUCAGUCCGGACAGUGUGACUCGUGGUAGUCGCGAAGUGCCACAGAGUCCGCCACAGCAGGUGGCCAAUGGGGUGGCACCCAUUGUGAGCCCCAGUGCGACGCCAAAGUGCAAUUCGGCCGAUAUAUUAGCACAGAAUCGAACGCCGCAGAAUCAAGUGAGUAGUAGGGAUCCAACGACACCACCUGGUAGCAAUAGCAGCCAGAACAAUGUGAAUCAUCUGACCAGUGCGAUUAAUGCUCUCGUACUGGAAUCCCCAAGCCGUCCAACUUUGCCAGCAGCCCUGAGCACAAGCAAUAGUUUGAAUAACAAUGUCAGCAGCAGUAGCGGAGUCACCAAUUCUCCGGCCAGCAAUAAUAAUGUGUCAAUCUCCAGUCCGCCAGCUGCUGUAGCCACCAGUCCCAUCAACAAUAACACAGGGGCUCCGCCACCUCAUGAGCCCGAAACGCCCAAUCAGGGUCGUCCUGCGGAUCCACAGAGGGCGCGGCGAUCGAUGAGGAGUGUAGAUGAUUCGGCCAGGAGAAGAUCUGCACGUGGCUCACGCAAUAUCAUGACACAGAUUCCGGGCAGAGCUAAUGGCGUCUCCGGACGACCCGCUGUGGAUCUUCCGCCAGGAUACGAAAUGCGGACAACACAGCAGGGUCAGGUGUACUUCUACCAUAUCCCCACGGGAGUGUCCACAUGGCAUGAUCCUCGGAUUCCCCGUGAUCUUGAUACCCAGGCUAUUGCCUUGGACACCCUGGGUCCCCUUCCGUCGGGCUGGGAGCAGCGCAAAACUGCUUCCGGUCGGGUGUACUUUGUCGAUCACAACAAUCGCACAACCCAAUUCACAGAUCCCCGUCUCAAUGGGCAUCUGCUGGGUCUGUUGCGUCGGCAGAGUCAGGCACCGGCUACAACGACUUCCACAGGGCCCCCAAUGAGCUGCACGGCGGCUGGUGCUGGGCCUCAAGUGGCCAAUGGGAAUGUUCGCAAUGGCGAAGUUAUUUCACCCACGAGGCCCACAGUUGCCCAAACGGGGCCCCCGGAUCUGCCACAGGGCCUCCUCGAUGGGGCAGAACUGUUGCCGAAGUACCGGAGGGAUCUGGUGGGGAAGAUGAGGGCUCUGAGGGCUGAACUGCAGGCACUUCAGCCACAAUCCGGACACUGUCGGCUGGAGGUGUCACGAGCGGAGAUCUUCGAGGAGAGCUACAGGUUGAUCAUGAAGAUGCGUCCCAAGGAUAUGCGCAAGAGGCUGAUGGUGAAGUUUCGGGGGGAGGAGGGCCUGGAUUAUGGAGGUGUGGCCAGGGAAUGGCUGCAUUUGCUGUCGAGAGAAAUGCUGAAUCCCCAAUAUGGACUUUUCCAGUACAGUCGCGAUGAUCACUAUACACUGCAAAUCAAUACGGAUUCUGCAGUGAAUCCUGAUCAUUUGUCCUACUUCCAUUUUGUCGGAAGGAUCCUGGGCAUUGCGGUGUUCCAUGGGCAUUGUCUCGAUGGGGGCUUUACGACGCCCUUCUACAAGCAACUCCUCAAUAAACCAAUAACACUCAGUGACAUUGAAGGAGUCGAUCCGGAACUGCACAGGAGUCUCACUUGGAUUCUUGAAAACAACAUCGACGGUGUCAUUGAGUCGACAUUCAGUGUGGAAAAUAACAGUUUUGGGGCAUUAAAAGUGCAUGAGCUGAAACAAGGUGGUGCUGGUAUUGCUGUUACGGAGGAGAAUAAGAAGGAAUAUGUGAAACUCUAUGUCAACUAUCGCUUCAUGCGAGGAAUUGAACAGCAAUUUCUGGCACUUCAGAAAGGAUUCUGCGAGCUGAUUCCCAGUCAAUUGCUGAGGCCAUUCGAUGAGAGGGAAUUGGAGCUCGUUAUUGGUGGUAUUAGCAGUAUUGAUGUGAAUGAUUGGAAGCAACAUACUCGCCUGAAGCACUGUACACCGGAAACGCAGCAAGUUGUUUGGUUUUGGCAGAUUGUCGAAUCGUAUACGUCAGAGAUGCGUGCGAGAUUGCUGCAAUUUGUAACGGGUUCAUCGCGAGUGCCUCUGCAGGGUUUCCGGGCUCUACAGGGCUCCACGGGAGCCGUGGGUCCGCGCCUCUUCACCAUUCACCUGACGGCCGAUGUUCCGACGCAGAAUCUGCCCAAGGCUCACACCUGCUUCAAUCGCAUCGACCUGCCGCCCUACGACACCUACCAACUCAUGUACGACAAACUCACGCAGGCCGUAGAGGAGACCUGUGGCUUCGCCGUCGAAUGAUGCACAGGCUUUUUGGCCACGAUUCACGGUAAGACACUUACUUUUGCGUCCAAAUCUCUGCUGUACCUUGAGAUGAGAUUUUUUUGGUUCAAACCUGCGGUUUUUUGUAGUAAAAAUCCAUUUGAAAAAAAUCCCACUUAAAAAAAAGAACUUUCGUGACGAAAAGAGAAAACAUCUCCAGACAUAUUCAGUGAAUUUCUUCUUUUAAUUGCUGAAUUGGCCGCCUUCUUUCUUUUUUUUCAACAAAAAAAAAGAAGAAGGAAAAAAAUGAAGAUAGAGACAAAGGAAAUAGGAAGAUAUUUGAAAAAGAAAAAAGAAAAUUGAUAAAGUGAUAAAAGAUAAUUUUAAUGUUUUUAAUUUCUUAUAUUAUUAAGAUUAUAACUAUAUAUUCUAUUUGCAAAAAAAAGAAAGAAACAUUGCAGAGGAAAUUUUAUCAUACAGAUAGGCAACAUAUUUGCUAAAAAAAAAGAAGAUAAAAAAAUAUAAGGAAUAUAAUUCAAUAGGAAAAA